This is a messenger RNA of Mytilus californianus (California mussel), 3603 nucleotides long. RefSeq lists its product as uncharacterized. The transcript is spliced from 4 exons. NCBI's taxonomy places the organism in Eukaryota, Metazoa, Mollusca, Bivalvia, Mytilida, Mytilidae. The coding region runs from base 105 to 1103 and encodes 332 amino acids. The record is from RefSeq and is a predicted model, not a curated record.
UUUUAUGUACUACAUUUGUGUGAAGCUACUUCCGAAAAAUUGUAGUGGGGUUCAAAGGAAAAGUAAAAAAAUGCUGUUUAGACUACAAAAAUACCUUUAGAUCUAUGAUUAGGGGAAAGAGCGAUAUGGCUACUGCAGAGCCUUCAAGAUCACUGCUGCCUGCAAUAACCCCAAGAAUUGCAACAGCUCCUCUUGGAACAAGCAGAUUACAAACAGUUCCAAAACGGUAUGAGGAAACCAAACCAGUUGUCAUUCAGGGCCAUGCACAUCGCAUGAUUAUAGGUAUUGGUCAUGAACUACAGAGACGUUCAAUGGAAAUGUCUGAGGUAGAACGGUUGAGGGGUAUCCGUGAAGCAGAACAAGCUGUUUGGGCACAGGCUGAACAGAUCAAAGCUGAAGCUGUACAGAAAGCUAAAGAAGAAUCUAGGUUAGAUCAAGAAAAAAUGCUGAAAAAGGUCUCAAAAGCACAGGAAAAAGCAUUAAAGGAGGAGGCAUUACGAGUUGAGAUGGCAAUGCAGAAACUUGCAAUAGAACAGGUAAAACAGGAAAGACUGGAAGCUGAACAGAGACUCAAGGAUGCUAUAACAGAAAAAGAGAAAGACUUUUCAAAACGUUUAUCUGAAGCUUUGUCAGAGGUCAGGAAAGAAGAACAGAUGACAGCAGAAAAGAAAGCAGCAGAUGUUGAAAAAAGUCACAAAGAGAAACUAGCAAUAGCACUGAAGAAAGCUGAAACAGAGAAAACUAAAGCAUUGACAGAUCUUGAAGCUGCUAAAAAGAAAGAAAUGACAGAAAAAAUCAGUAAAACAGAAGAAAAUGAAAGGAAGAAGGCUGACAAUACAUUAAAAGCUACAAAACAAAAAUAUGAGGCAGAAAUUGCACAAUUAAAAGGCGAUAUACAGCAGAAAAAAGGAGAAAUUAACAAAUAUUUGAAGAAUAUUCAAGCUUUAGAACUUGCUAAAUUAAAUGUGGAAACCAAAUUACAUGAAGUGUAUACUGGAUAUCAGGACUUUAUCAACAGAGUCCAACCAUUUGAACCAGGCAUGUCAGACUAUUUGUUACAACCAGUUUAUAUUGAUGAGGUUGGCAAAGUGCCAGAACUUUAGAUAUUGGUUGGAUUGUGAAAGACUUAUAUAAUAAGCUACAAAAUAAAGUGUACACAUCUGUCUAAAAUUUAUCUUUCAGAGGCUUCUUUGAAGUGAGUGUAAAGUAUUCUUUAGACUAAGUUAGCAAUAAUCAGUGGAAAUUUGUCUGCCAUAAGUCUUGUGACUAGUUAGAAGUAACAAAUUUGUUUAUUGUGUUUAGUGUUGAAAUUGUAUUUCUCAAUUUAUUCACCUCAUGGCAGUCAAAUUCUUUCCCUUGUCAAUUUGAAUUGCUAUAUACUUCAUAUGUAAGUUGUUAACUAGUAAAUAAACUGUACAUCUGAGAAAAGGCAGUAGAUUGUAAAUCAGAAGUACAAGACACAGAGUAUGAUGAGCAUCUGUAAAUUUUUUAACCAGAAAAAAGGUCAGACAUCUUGAUUUAAGAAUAUAGCUACUUUUAUAACAGAAUUUUACUGCUGAAUGCUUUGUAAGCCACUUUUAUAACAGAAUCUUACUGCUGAAUGCUUUGUAAGCCACUUUUAUAACAGAAUCUUACUGCUGAAUGCUUUGUAAGCCACUUUUAUAACAGAAUCUUACUGCUGAAUGCUUUGUAAAUUUUUGUUUUGAAUAGUGCCAAUGUUUAUGCCUCCUAAGUGCUUACAUAUGAAAGCCAAAUGCAUUGUUAAUUGUGCCUUAGAUGUAUUUCUAUAAAAUGUUGUUGCCAAAUUUUUUUUUUUAUCAAUACAGCAUCCUUUACACUUUUCUAUCUACAAAUUUAGUAGCUUUUGUUGUCAUAAAACAUUAAAAUCUAUGUCACAGUGAUAUUAAGUUUUGUGCCAGUGAAUGUACAAACAUUCUACUGAUUAAGAAUUAAGCUUUAAUAUUUGAUUUUGUCAGGGACUCUUCAGGGAUAAACAUUACUGUGUUUUCACUUACAAUUAUCUUCAAAGCACUUUCACAUGCAUAACAUUAAAUUUUGCGUGCUUAAUGUAGUGACUAUUUGUUAAAAGAUCAUCAUGGUUAUAUUUCUUUACAUUGAAUAGUGAUAUACAUUGUCAACAUUAAUAGUCAUGUUUGGUAAUUUUCACAUAAGUUACUUACCAUUAUACAUGAGUAUAUGAGUAAUAAUAAUUAGUAUUUCAAAUUGGUGUUUAUGUGUUCAGCUGAUAUUCAAAAUUUUUUAAUAUAUAUUGGUUCUAGAAAUUUCAUGCAUUAUGAAUUUGUUAUUGAGAAAACUAGGUUACAAACUUAAUCUUUUGCUUUUGGAAUAAAGUAUUAUUAUCUAAUCUUUUGACACAGAUGUUAUUUUUCACUAUUUCAUAAUAUCUUUUUCAUCUUAUUACUUAUUGUCAUAUAAGAUUGCUCAUUCUACAGGCAAUUCAAACUAACUGUGAUUUAGUAAUUAUUUUUUUUUAUAUUUUUGUAUACACUUGUUGAAGUUUCCAAAAGAAAUUGUUAUAUUACAUUAUACCCAAUCUUAAAAAGGUUGUCACUUUGUCCAACUGGUUGAGUCUUUUUUAAUUUUAUGAUUAGCUCUUUUUAAAAAUUUCAAAGUAGAAACAAAAUUGCUCAGAUUUAAUUCAGCCGAAUCUUAGAUAAAAUCACCAAAAGAAAGCUUGAGCAAUGUUGAUUUCAAAACCUUUAAAAGGUUUUUAAUAUAUUGAAUUGUUCUUGGUAAAAUUCUAAUUUGAAUUAGCAGGUUGCACGGAAAGGAGUUUACACCUGUAUAAGUUUGGGUAUAUAAAAGAACCGGAGCAUAAAUCAGAACUGUAUUUAAUGUACAAAUGUAAAUUUUAGUGUAGAAAUAGUUCUAGCCAAUGGUUGUAGAGGUAAGUAGUUUGUUAUAGGGUGUACGGUUUCUUAUCAGUUGUUCAAGAGCAUAAUUUGUUUGUAGGGUUUUUAAGGCUGAAAAACAUAGGACAAACCCUUUUACUAAAAUAGAUUUGUUAUAAAUAGAAAUAUUUGGGUGAGAUACACUGUCACAUCCUAACAAAAAUUGAUGUUCAUCCAUGCAUGUGGCAAAAUUGAUUCCAGCCAAAAGUAUCAAAAUUUUACCAAAAUUUAGUCAAAAUUAAGAUUUCUAACAUUUAUAAGCACAAUAAUGACAUAAUGCUGAGCGUACAAAUUUUGAGUUUCUCGGAUAGUUUUACACACGUUUUCAUCAAAUGUGUAUUAAAAUUACUAAAACAUAAAUUCAUGGAAUUUUAGGGCCAAUAUUGACCCCUAGUGAACCCUCUCCUCUGAUGCGGGCAUUGGCUGCAAAAAAUGAAUAGAUAUUCUCUCUAUAUAAAAAUUGUGAUUGUAAAAUAAUUAGACUUCAGUAAGAAUUUUACUAUAUAUUAUUUUGAUUAUUCGGUAGGAAAAUACCUGCAUCAGAAUAUGUUUACCAAAUUUAUUUUUGAGAUCUAUAGUUCUAUAUCUUGUGUAUUUUGUUUUUGUCUUGCCUUUUGUUUUAUUCAUCUGCUGCUCUGUAUUGUUGAAGAUUAUAUUGAGAUUCUGUGAUAAAAAAUAUUUUUGUUUUGAA